Messenger RNA from Exophiala viscosa, 996 nucleotides. RefSeq lists its product as uncharacterized. The record is from RefSeq and is a predicted model, not a curated record. NCBI's taxonomy places the organism in Eukaryota, Fungi, Ascomycota, Eurotiomycetes, Chaetothyriales, Herpotrichiellaceae. Bases 1 to 996 code for a protein of 331 amino acids. The transcript has 4 exons.
AUGGCCGGAGUUCAGCCUGAGAGCACGCUCGUCUGUGCAGGCGUAUUCACAGGUCUCGCCAUAAUCUUCAGCACCCUUCGUCUUUACUCGAGAAUCUUCAUUGUGCGAGCAGUCCGCGUGGAUGAUAUCCUUCUCGGAGUUGCCGUAAUGUGCUCCAUGGCUUUGACAGUCUUGAUCAUCUUCCAAGCUUACAAUGGUCUCGGCGUGCACCAGGACACUUUAUCAAACGAUGAAGUCUUUAACUUCCUCAAGGGGUUAUACGGUGGCUCAAUUGUCUACAGUAUCGGCAUGCUAUUCACCCAAACCACUUUCCUGUUCCAGUAUCGGAACUUUUUCAUUGGUAAAUGGCUUCGACGAUCAACCGAUGCCAUGAUAGUCAUUGUUACGCUUGAGGGUAUUGCCACUACGCUUGCUGUUGCUUUCCAAUGUCUGCCGGUCGGCACCCAGUCCAUCUGGAACCCGUACGCUCCACCGGCCAAAUGUAUCAACUACGUUGCCUUUUGGUUCUUCUCGGCUCUGUUCAACGUUUUCUCAUCUCUGAUCAUCUGGGCGCUACCACUCCCACUGAUCAAAUCGCUCCAACUACCGAAACGACAGAAGCGUUGGCUACUGCUAGUCUUUGCUCUCGGAUUUUUUACGUGCCUCGCCUCCGGUUUGCGCAUUCGUGGACUCUACAUCAGCGUACAGCAUGCCGAGAAUGACACUUCCUUCUACUAUACAGCGGCAGCCACAUGGUCCUCGCUGGAGAUCAAUGUCGGAAUUAUUUGCUCCUGCCUGCCUACUAUCAAGCCGAUUGUUGAUCGCGUGUUUCCCGAACUGCUGCGUGAGCCGACACGUCCAGUGCCGCCUCUCGGAGGGGUCGACCACAGUGUUCGCAGGAAUGGAGCCGGAGUGCUGCUUGCCAAUAACUGCGUCCCUCUCACUGACAAAUCCCUGGGCACCAGCGCAGAGUCCAGUUCAGUUCCUACUCCAAAAAGACAGAUUGAAGACGUGUGA